This is a messenger RNA of Striga asiatica, 759 nucleotides long. NCBI's taxonomy places the organism in Eukaryota, Viridiplantae, Streptophyta, Magnoliopsida, Lamiales, Orobanchaceae. The record is from the annotation of a GenBank genome assembly.
CGCCUCAAGAAGCGAAGAGUUGGCAAAGAGUUGGAGGUGUUUCUAAACUCGGUCGCAGACACGUUGAGCGGUGAAUGGGAUUUGUUUCACUCUUUUGUCAUUACGAGAGCACCAGAGGAACCACAAUAUCAGAAUAGGAAUGAGGUGAAAGAGAUGGGACUUGCCAGUCUCGAAGCCGAACAGUGGGAGAGAAUGAAGCAAGAGAUGGAAGCAUUGAUUCCCCUCUGGGAUAGGCCAUCUGGAGUGGAGAUCCAAAAGGAUAGGAGGCGGACAAUGAAGGUAGAGAUGGUAGGGGAAAUGAGGGAAUUCCAAAUGUGCCGGAAAAUAGGGAGAAAGACCAUUAGAGGAGAGUUUCCAAAUGGGAGGAGAGGAGGGGUGGUGGGUGGGGAAGACGGUAAUAGAGUCAAUCACAUGGGAAGGGAGAAGGGUCUGGAGGAGAGGGAUCCACCCAAUUUCGUCCCAAACCUCACGGACAAGGAGAUUAGAGCGAAAAGAAAUAUUACCAUCACCGGUGAGCCAGUGAAUCCACGGGUCUACAGUAGAAUGGAUGCUGCAGAGCCGCUUCCAGGUGAAAGAGUCUGCAGGGUUAGGUUUAACCACCAUAGGGUGGAGUUUGGAGCAAUACUUGGACCGAAUGAGGGUGGUCCAAAUGUUAGAGGAAGAGUGAAGCCGCCACCAAAGUUUGACCUCAGUGGUGCGGAUAAGAUCCUGGAGGUUACGACAGCCAAAACCCCCUCUUCCAUGGGAAGGCAAAGGUGA